Molecule: messenger RNA, 5110 nt
Organism: Electrophorus electricus (electric eel)
Lineage: Eukaryota; Metazoa; Chordata; Actinopteri; Gymnotiformes; Gymnotidae
Gene: col18a1b
Product: collagen type XVIII alpha 1 chain b
Biological process (GO): extracellular matrix organization
Molecular function (GO): protein binding; extracellular matrix structural constituent conferring tensile strength
Source: RefSeq, a predicted model, not a curated record
AGGGUGUCCACUGGCUUGGUGGGUUUUGGAGGCAGUGGAACGUCCUGAAAGGAGGUUGUGAAGGUCAGAGUAAGGACCGGAGCAGAGUGAACCAUGAGAACGUGGCGAGGCUUGGCCCUCCUGGUGCUCUGCACUGUGCCCCUGCAUGCAUGGGCCCGCGAUCAAGUGCCUACGGAGGCCCCCGCAGCGGAAAAUGAAACUUCUACUGUUGGAGAAGCCCAGAGGACAGAGAAUGUGACUAAGCUUGGAGCAGAGAUCAGCAGUGUUACCAGCGAGAUCAAGAAAUCUGUCGAGAUCCUGGAUCAGAAUGUGACUGCUGUGGUGAGUGCAGUUACCACAGCGACGACCCCUGACCUCCUGAAGGCGCAAGGCCCCACCAUGACGGGUAAUGACCAGUCUUUACAGGGGAUGGUAGAUGACUCAGGAAGUGAAGGCUCCUCAGGUCUAGGCUCAGAGUUCAUAGUGGGUGUGGAGCAGGAAAAAACUACAAAGCCCACCAGCUUGCCACUGAGGGAGGUGACGAUCAGCAGCUUUACGACGGUUGGCCCAGUCAGUACUUUUAAAACGUCCUUCGCUGAAACCAGCGGCGUGCAGAUAGAUGCCCCUAAGUGCUUCCCCAGAGGUUCUGACUGGUCCUUCUGCUCCGCGGGGGCAGCGGUGGGUUUCUCUUUGCCCAACUUUCUGAACCACACAGGGGUGGAGCAGGUGGUGGCCGUGCUGCACGAGUGGGCGUGGUUGCUGCAUUCAGACUGCCACCACGGGCUGGAGUGGUUUUUCUGCCUGCUGGUGGCGCCAGAGUGCCCUCUGGCCCAGGACGGCGCGCCGGCCACCCUGCUCCCCUGCCGCGGCUUCUGUGAGCUGCUGCUGGACAGCUGUUGGAUGGCGCUGCAGAACAGCGGGCUGCCUGUGGCCUGCCACACCCUCCCCGAGGGACCGGAGCCUGGCAGGCCAUGUGUGCUUGCUAGCAACUACAAAGAAGAGAGUGGCGUCUCCUUGCUGCAGCUGAUAGGAAGCCUACCGCCCAAUCAGGUCACACGUGUGGAGGGCCCCGACGGCCGUGUGGCCUACCUGUUUGAGGGACGGGCCAGCGCAGGGCUGCCCGCCCGAGCACACCUGCCCAGCCCCUUCUACCGCGACUUCUCCCUGGUCUUCCAUCUUAGGCCCAUCUCUGAUGAGGCAGGGGUAAUCUUUGCCAUCACCGACUCUGACCAGAAACUCAUGCAUGUCGGAGUGAAACUGUCAGCCGUCGAGGGCACCACCAGGAGGGUGGUGUUCUACUACAGUCAUCCAGGUUCCAAUAAAUCGGUAGAAGUGGCCAGCUUUGAGGUGCCCCACCAGCCCGGUGAGUGGAGCCACUACUCGUUAGCUGUGAACCAAGACCAGGUAACCUUCUAUGGGGACUGCAGCACCGAGCCUAGAGUGGCAACCUUCGAACGCUCGCCCGACGACCUGCAGCUGGACAUGGGGGCGGGGAUCUUUGUCGGACAAGGUGGAGCUGCUGACCCCGACAAGUUCAAAGGUUUAAUCUCUGAACUGAAGAUAGUGGGUAACCCAAGUGCAGCUGAACGCCACUGUGAUGAAGGCGAUGACGAUGACGAUGAUGAGGAUUAUGGCUUGGAGGAUUAUGGGAGUGGUUUGGAGGCGCAGAUACAAAGUAGUAGGAGUCCUUCCUCCUUUUUUGAACCCCUGCCUCCACCCCCUGUUUCAUCGUCCACCCGGUCCCGUCUGGAUACCGAUGACACGGCGAGAGAAACAGGAGACGAGGAUGACCAGAUCUUAGUGGCAUCCAGAACUAUUCAAGGGAGUAAAGGUGAUAAAGGAGAGAAGGGAGAUAUGGGGACUCUUGGUGACAGGGGCGCAGUGGGGUCAAAAGGCGAAUCUGGAGACCCAGACCAGUCAUCUCCCACUAAGGGUGGACUCCACAGAGAGAAGGGUGACGGAGGAGAGAACGGAAUGAAGGGAAGUCCUGGUUCAGGGUAUCCUGGCUCCAAAGGCGAUCCUGGCCCACCUGGGCCACCCGGACCACCAGGGCCACCCGGGCCUGUUGCAGAGGUGAUCCACCCUGGGGAAGGAAAGGUGAUUGAGAGGCUGGUGGGACCUCUAGGUCCAGCUGGUCCAGACGGACCUCCAGGUGCACCGGGUCCUUCCGGACCUAAGGGGGACAGAGGUGAUCCUGGAGAAGAUGGCAAACAGGGGCCUGAAGGACCUCCUGGAUUUCCUGGUAUACCUGGUAUCCCUGGACCAAAAGGACACAAGGGAGAGAACGGAGAAGGCAGUCCAGGACCUAGAGGCCCUCCUGGACCUCCUGGACCCCCUGGGCCCACUCACUUAGACCGGGCAACAUUUCUUGACAUGGAGGGCUCUGGUUUUCAUGACAUGGAGAAGUGGCAGGGUGUUCGUGGUCCUCCUGGCCCACCUGGACCGCGCGGUCCUCCUGGCCCUUCAAUGCCUCUCAUUUUAGACGGAGUAGAGGGACCUGUAAGAUUUGGUUCCCCUGGGCCUCCUGGUAAAGAUGGACUCCCUGGACAGCCUGGGACACCAGGUUUACCUGGAAGUCCUGGUGCUCCUGGCCCACCAGGACUGCCUGGAUCUAAGGGAGACUGUGGUGAACUGGGUUCUCCUGGGGAAUCUGGAGAGAAGGGUCCAGAAGGCACUGCAGGGCUACAAGGAGAUCCAGGACAGGUGGGCCGGGCAGGUCUACCUGGACCUAUGGGCCCCAGGGGACCUCAAGGGCCUCCUGGACCUCCUGGACCCCCUGGACCCAUCAUCAGAGUUAAUAAAAGUAGUGGAGAGGAGUCUGAACUUGUUAUUCAGUAUGCUCCUGGUGUGAUGGGGCCUCAGGGCCCACAGGGUCCACAAGGAAUUCCUGGAUUGCCGGGUGUGACAGGCUUACCUGGAACCCCAGGUGAGAAAGGCAGGGAGGGUCCCGAAGGUCAAAGUGGAAUUCCUGGACUCGAUGGCUUCCAAGGACCACCAGGACAACCAGGCAAAAAAGGGGUGAAAGGUGACCGGGGUGAGCCUGGCCAACCUGGAGGUCCCCCUGGGGCCCCAGGACUUCCUGGCCCUCCAGGACCUGUGAUCUACAGCACUGAUGGCAGAGCAGAUGGAAUCCAUGGACUAAAGGGUGAGCCUGGUGAUCCAGGGCAAGCAGGAUUGCCUGGUCCAGUUGGACCCAAAGGUGACCAAGGGAUCCCAGGGUUACCAGGUGAAUCUGUUAAGGGUCAGAAGGGUGAGCCAGGUCAGCUCCUUGGCCCAUCUGGAAGUCCCAUUUACAUUGAUGGAUGGACUGGAAAACUGGGUGAACCUGGACCUCCAGGACCAGUGGGACCUUCAGGUCCACAAGGUCCUCCAGGGCCAAUGGGAGAAAUAGGAAUACCAGGAAGACCGGGUCGUCCAGGACUAAAUGGAAAUAAGGGAGAAAAAGGAGAUUCAGGAUUUGGACCAGGUGGACACAGAUAUGGAUAUCCGGGACGCCCAGGUCCACCUGGACCUCCAGGCCCUCCUGGACCUCCAGGACCUGUAGUACCUGUGAGCAGGGGGUAUGAUGAUUCCAGACUUCACUAUGGCAGUAAAGGAGAGAAGGGUGAGAGAGGUGCUCCGGGCAUACCGGGUUUGCCAGGACUGACUAGCAGUUUUGACAUUUAUGCACUAAAGAAUGAAUGGAAGGGUGAACAAGGCUCUAAGGGGCAGAAAGGAGAGCCAGGAGGUGGUCAGUACAGUCCCCAUUAUGGACCAGGAGAAGGUCGACUCGGAAGUCCAGGACCUCCGGGCCCUAGAGGAGAAUCAGUUGCUGGACCUCCAGGGCCUCCAGGGCAUCCUGGACCUCCAGGAAUUGGUUAUCCUGGUCGACCAGGAACUCCAGGUCCUGCUGGACCACCUGGACCACCGGGACCAGCAGGUCCAGGAGCACACAGACCUUCACAAUCAAUCAAUAUCCCUGGACCUCCUGGACCUCCUGGUCUCCCUGGAAUUCCUGGACAAUCAUUUGGGGUCAUGGUGAUGAGGUCUUUUGACACAAUGGCUACUGCAACUCGACACCAUCCAGAAGGCACGUUAGUCUAUGUCAUAGACAACACGGACUUCUAUGUCAGAGUGCGGGAUGGUGUCCGGAAAGUCAUGCUGGGAGAAUAUACACCUUUCCCAAGCCCUGUGGACAGUCAUAUAGCAGUGGUGGAACCCCCGCCGGAUGUGCUUUAUUCUCCAGACUCCUCCGUUAUAGCCCCUCCCCCAAGACUUUCCCCAGUGCCUGAAGGACAGCAGCCCGAGCUGCCUGAUCCAGACCGCCACCCUCCAUAUGACCUACGAUACUCCACCGAUCUGAGACAUCCUCUGCCAACAGACCCGCGACAUUCAGAUCCCCAGUACUCAGGCCCACGGUACUCAGACUCACGAUACUUGGACCCUCGUUACCCUGCCCCAGCUGGUUCAGCUGAGCCUGAGCCCAGACACCAGCCCCACCAGCCUCAUGGCAGACACGCAUACCAUUCAGGGUCACGAUACUACGUCACACCAGUACACCGGCCCAUAGCUCCAGAAGCCCGGGCACCCACCCACACACACUCCUCCGGCCCAGCGUUGCACCUCAUCGCCCUCAACUCCCCUAAAAAGGGAGACAUGCAGGGGAUUCGAGGGGUCGAUCACCAGUGCUUCCUCCAGGCUCAAGCUGCUGGGUUUAAAAGCACGUUCAGAGCCUUCCUCUCCUCUCAGCUCCAGGACCUCCACAGUAUAGUGCACAGAAAUGACCGCCAUCACAUCCCUGUUGUUAACUUGAAGGAUGAGGAGGUAUUCAGCAACUGGGAGUCCAUCUUUAAUGCCUCAGACGGCCGGAUGAGAGAGAACACACGGAUCUACUCAUUCGACGGCCGAGAUGUCCUUGAAGACGACGCAUGGCCAGAGAAGCUGGUGUGGCACGGUUCAUGCGUCGCCGGGCUCCGGCAGACAGACAGCUACUGCGAAGCAUGGCGGACCAACAACCAUGCCGUCACUGGCAUGGCCUCCUCUCUCCGAAACGGCCGCCUUCUCCAGCAGACUGCACGCAGCUGCUCCAGUUCCUACGUUGUGCUGUGUGUGGAGAACAGCUACAUUGCCUAAUGAAAGCUUGGGGGGGGGG